UGUGCAUGGGUGUUAGAGAAGCAGCUCAAUCAGCAGCUUCAAAGUGGAGCUGGUUUACAGCCCUCUGGUCCCCUGCUCAUCCCUUGGACCACAGGAAAGCUCCUUUCUCCUCUCUCUUCUUGCAGAACAACCUCUCUUCCAGGAAGCCUCUUCCUAGGGACAGGCAGGUGAUGUCUGGAAACGGUUUGGGAGCUGGUGAUCCGCAGAGGCUCAAUGCCCCAUCCCGGGUAUCACCCGUGUGACCCUGGCUACGUGCCCCUGGCUGCCAUCAGCACCGUGCGGUGCCUGCCCAGUGGCAGAUGGUACCCACGGGUGCCCAGCUGCAUCCCAGGUGACUGUGGCCCACUGCCAACCAUAAGCAAUGCGGAGCCCCUGGAGGACCCUCAACACCGGGAAAACUUCAGCGUUGGCUCCAUGGUAACGUACAGAUGCCGUGCCGGUUACACGAAGCUCCCCUUGCGCUCAGAUACCAUAGAGUGCCUUUCCACCUCCCAGUGGUCCAACCUCCCGGAGUUCUGUGGGCGCAGCUGCCCCAGCCCCCCCCGGGUGCUCUUUGCUAAAGUAUCACAACAAGAUGAAACCCAGAAUUUCUAUGGUGUUGGUACCACAGUGAAGUACAGCUGCCGCCCAGGCUACAGCAACACCACAGACCAGCUCCCCACCAGCACGUGUCUUGACGACUUAACAUGGUCAGAGGUUCCUCUACUGUGUCAGAGGAAAUCUUGUGGUAUUCCAGCAAAUCCAGAACAUGGCAAAGUUAUUACCAAUGAUUAUCUGCUGGGUGCAAGAGCAGAUGUAGUUUGUAACCAUGGGUACACAUUAAAGGGAGAGUCACCUCUCAUCUGGUGUUCCAUAAGGGAAGGGGAUGUUGCCUGGAGCCAAAUUCCAGCUUGCCAGGCUAUUUCUUGUCCUCCGCCUCCAGCUAUUCCUAAUGGGAAGCAUAACAGCAGCGGGACAGAGGAGUUCACAUUCAGCUCAGUCGUGAUGUACACGUGUGACCCCGGGCUCCAGCUUGUGGGGAAUGAGACCCUUCGUUGUACAACAGAGGACGGGGUCAAUGGUGUCUGGAGCAGGCCUCCUCCGGAAUGCAGGGUUAGCACUACAGCAGCAGCAAACCAAACCGAGCCCUCAGAAGAGAAGAUAGCAGAGAAUCCCCAUUGGCUAGCAAGUGUCCUCAUCCCCAGUUGCAUUGGUUCCACAGUAGUCCUUGGAAUCCUCAUUGGGAUCAUCAAGAGACGGAAAGACAAUAAAACCCACUCUUUCAAUACACAUUUACAAAAGCAGGAGAUGAACAGAAGGGAUCCAGGGAUGCACCUAGAGAUAAAGGCUGAUGGGAAGCAGCCUGUGCUGUGGCAUUCCUAUUUUUGCCACACAACGAGCUGCCACGUGUGUCCCACAUGCGAGGAGCGGCUCCACACUGCCCUGUCCCCUGAGCACAGCGGCUGUGCCAUCUGCCAGCAGUGGCUGAGCUCCCAGCCCACAGCACCACGAACGUACUGGGUCACCAGCAUCGGCGAUGGGGAGAGCCAGAGACCAGCAGGCACCAGCUCUGCUGCCAAACCUGAGGAUGUGUGGAGGGGUGAUGGCACCGGAGGAGCUGUUCCAGAGCAGAGCAGGGCAGAGCAGCCCAUGGACCAUGAAAGCAGCCACCACGUCUGUCCUAUCUGUGAAAGCUGGAUGCGUGCUCACGUGGGUCAGUGUGAUAACAGCCCCGUGGUGCCCAGGGAGCAGCCCCAACAGCAGGAUGAGAGCCCACAAGGUCCCAUCUGCCUGCCCUGCACUGACCGGCUGCACCUCUCCCUUGUGCACAGCAACACUUGGAGCUGCUCCAUGUGUCCCCUGGCCAGAGAGGGGACCCUGGUUCACCUCAUCCCCCCCAGCACCCCCGGCUGCCACUGCUGCCCCAUCUGCACAGCACCCACCCAUGUGCACCUCUGCCAGGCACUCCAUGGCUAAUUGCUGGUGGUUGGAGCACCCUGAGCACCACAAAGCUGGUUGGAGGGAGGGGAGAGUUGCUACACUAAGUCCUGAUGCUGUCGGGAUGAAGUUCUAAGUGCAAUAAAGGUGACCUGAAGUCAAGUGUGUGACUUCACCAGGAAGAAUUCCUUUGUGGAUAAGCAUUCCUGGCAAAUCCGGUGCCACUUUGGUUUAUUAAGUACUUUUUUGUUUGCUUUAGUAUGAAAAAAACCCUAUUUUUACAGCUUUUAAAGUAAAGCUUGAAAAAUCCAGUUUCAUUCCACUAGGAAAAUAUUUUCCUAGCAAACACCCUCAUUACACAAUCUUGCAAGAUUUAGUUAUAUUUUUUAACUACUUUUGGACUGAGAGAGUGCAGAUACAAGCGCAAAAUGGCUGUAUUUACAGUACAAUUGUUCUGCAA
Messenger RNA from Melopsittacus undulatus (budgerigar), 2377 nucleotides. RefSeq names its product CUB and sushi domain-containing protein 3-like. The transcript is spliced from 15 exons. The coding region runs from base 214 to 1956 and encodes 580 amino acids. Lineage: Eukaryota; Metazoa; Chordata; Aves; Psittaciformes; Psittaculidae. The record is from RefSeq and is a predicted model, not a curated record.